UUUCCGGUCAGUUGUCAUAAGGUUUUCUCAGUUUUACAUUAUACCAUCCACUUGAGAAGGUCUCCAAACUAUAACGAAAUAACAUUUAAAAUUCAUGAAACCAUGUUGAAACUUUUGGCACUCUGUGUGUCUUUAGUGAUUGAAAUAUAUGGACCAGUAUAUGGAUUGACUCCUGGCGCCCUAAGCACGUACGUGUCGGCUCCGGGAAAGGUACUUCCGGGUCCCAUCCCGCCCAACUCGUUUAAGGCGAGCCGUAAUGUCACCCUGACCCAGUGUGCGGCCGAGUGCUCCCUGGCGCUGCAUCUCAAGGAGUUCGACUGUUACGCGUUCGAGUACCUGCCCCAGAAUUCCAUGUGUGUGCUGACCAAUGUGACGUCACUCGUGCUCAAGGGAGGCUACCUCGGCCUACUUAACAACCCGAACAUGAACUACUACGAAAAAUCAAAAGAGCACUUUGUAAACCUAUUCCAGCCGUACACCGGUAAGACCCUCACGGACCAAGGCACUUACUUCGCGGUGUUCCACAAUAUGACCCUCGACUCAUGCGCUCUCUACUGCCUGAUCGAGACACGUGACACGUGCAUGUCAUUCUCAUACAGUCAGACUAAAAAGGCAUGCGGACUUAGCCGGGUUUUCUACUCCGCGGACAACCAACAGACUCUUACCCCAAACCCUGCCUACACGCACUACCAGUACUUCACGUCCUGGCCGUGCAACGCCAGUAUCCCGUGGAACUACACGCCACGUGCCAUCGCCUCGCCCUACUUUCCAUACGCCUCCGUGACAGACGUGAACUGCUAUCUCGAGAUCGAGGCGCCCAUAGGCAAGCAGGUGGAACUCAACUUCUCUACGUUCUUCACCCAGAAGAGCAUGUGUGACUCGGGUAUGUCAGGCAUUCGUAUCUAUGACGGAAAUUCUCCGGCGUCAGCCGAACUGUCCCGACUUUGCUCAACGGAAAACUUCGUUGAUCGUCGGUUUCUUUCGUCAAACGGAUAUCUGUACAUCCAUUUUGCGACAGGAUCGAUACCAAUGGCGUUUAAGGCAGUUUUCGAUUUCUUUGACUACGAUCCCUGCGAAAGCGCCCCUUGUCAACACGGCGGAAACUGUAGCGUCACUCAAAACGGAACUGUGGCAUGCGCGUGCGCAGCAGGUUACACCGGAAGUAGGUGCGAGGUGAACGUGGACGAUUGCGCAAGCAACCCGUGUGUGCUGGGAGGUAAAUGCGUGGACCUGGUGAACGACUUCCGGUGCGAGUGCCCGAGACUUCUCGGAGGGCGUCUGUGUAACGAGUUCGUGGGUCUCUGCUACACGCAGCCCUGCGCCAACGGAGCCACGUGCUCGCCACGUGGUACUUCCGACUACGUGUGCACGUGCCUGUCGGGAUACACCGGCCCGAACUGCUCCCAGGCACUGCCUGAUCCGUGCAGGAGCUCUCCGUGUUUGAACGGCGCCACCUGUCACUCUAACGUGCUCCGUGGCACGUUCGCUUGUCAGUGCAGACCUGGGUUCCAAGGCGGGCUUUGCGAAACGAACAUCAACGAGUGCGCGAGCAACCCAUGCCUUCACAACAUUCCGUGCGUGGACAUGGUCAACGACUUCCGAUGCGCAUGCCCAGAGUUCAUGGUCGGUAAACGCUGCGAGACGUUCGUCGGCGAAUGCUACCGUAAGCCCUGCCAACAUGGAACGUGCUCGCCGACGGACAGGUAUAACUAUACGUGCACCUGUGAAGCGUCAUACACGGGGCAACGCUGCGACACGAGGUUUAUUGAUUUCUGCAACCCGUCGCCUUGUAAGCACGGAUCAUGUCAGUCCUUUGCCGAUGGACCGAUGUGCAAGUGUGACUUCGGCUAUUCGGGUUUCUUCUGCGACCACAAGACGGACUUCUGCGCGGAUGUCGAGUGCGCCCAUGGGGAAUGCGAGUCUCACGAUGACGACUUCCGAUGUAAGUGCGCGCCAGGCUUCGAAGGGAAGUAUUGUAACGAAACCAUCGAUCACUGCAAGACAGCGGACUGUCAUGGGGGAUUUUGUAUUAAUACUAUGACGUCACAUUUCUGCGUAUGCAAGGGAGGGCGGACGGCACCCGAUUGCGGCACGAGCGUCAAACAGUGCAGAAAUCUUACUUGCGUUAACGGGACGUGUGCGGAACUAGGAAGCGGAUUAGCGAAGUGUCAAUGCUUCGAUCAUUAUACCGGAAGUCAGUGUGAAACGUGGAUAGACACGUGUGGCGGACACCCGUGCGCGCAUGGGGUGUGUGUAAGACAAGAAAAGGGCGGUCAUACCUGUGAAUGCGACAACAAUUACACCGGUUUGCAGUGCGACUCUUUAAUCGAUCCAUGUUUGGGAAACAAAUGUGUAUACGGGUUCUGUUCGUCAAGUAACAGCAGCUAUGAGUGCGUGUGUGGUGCGGGUUACCACGGGCAGUUCUGUCAGUACAAGCCAGGGGAAAUAGAGCCGUCGACAACACCACAAACUCAGACCACCGUAGCGCUAACUACAAUCACAACGUCAUCACAACAUAUGACGUCAACGGAGAUCACCUGCCGUUGCAAAUAUGGCGCUUGUGAUGCAGACUUCCUGAACGUAUGCCUCUGCUGGCAUGGCUUUGAUGGUCCACUAUGCGAGAACUUCCAGGGGUGUGGUGUACACAACCCGUGUAGCCAUGGAAACUGCACCGACGAGACGCCCGGAAGUGUUAACUGCACGUGUGACGUCGGCUUUGCAGGCGAGCUGUGUCGUGUCGCAGAUCCCUGUUUGUCUAACCCGUGCCACUCCAAUGGUCAGUGUAACGUCAUCAAUCUGCCAUCAGGGGGCGCCACCUAUCAUUGCACGUGUAACGAGGGCUUGACCGGGACCCGAUGCGAGACUUCUAGCGCAUGCGCGGAAAAUCCGUGCUCCUUUGGCACAUGUAUUCCGACAGACGACGGUCAUUAUAAAUGUUCUCUGGAUCCCAUAAUCGGUACCAAUAACAGUUCAAAGGAACACUUCCCUUUCUGGAUGGGUAAAGUAGCCAUAUUUUCGUACUUUUCAGCUUAACCAUAGAGUAAUAUCUUGUGAAAUUGUGUUUAAGAAAAAAGUAUUGUUAUUUUUGAGACCAUUUUAUAAAUUUAAUAUUUAUAUAAAUGUAUAUCGUUUAGGAUUGACAUAUGUAGUUCAUUUAACACUUGUCACAUAUAUAUUUUCAGUGUCGACGAUUUUUCAUGAUAAUAUUAAU
Molecule: messenger RNA, 3211 nt
Organism: Dreissena polymorpha
Lineage: Eukaryota; Metazoa; Mollusca; Bivalvia; Myida; Dreissenidae
Product: neurogenic locus notch homolog protein 3-like
Exons: 12
Coding region: 103-3033 (976 amino acids)
Molecular function (GO): calcium ion binding
Source: RefSeq, a predicted model, not a curated record